Molecule: messenger RNA, 2432 nt
Organism: Rhinopithecus roxellana (golden snub-nosed monkey)
Lineage: Eukaryota; Metazoa; Chordata; Mammalia; Primates; Cercopithecidae
Gene: HS1BP3
Product: HCLS1 binding protein 3
Exons: 7
Coding region: 93-1271 (392 amino acids)
Molecular function (GO): phosphatidylinositol binding
Source: RefSeq, a predicted model, not a curated record
CCAGGGCGGCGGGAGGCGGGGCGGGGACGCGGUGACGCGGGUACCGCCGGGUCCCGUGACUGCGCGCCCCGCCCUGAGCCCCCGCUGCCGUCAUGCAUUCCCCGGCAGUGCUCGUCACCUCCAGGCGACUUCAGAAUGCCCACACUGGCCUCGACCUGACUGUGCCCCAGCACCAGGAGGUGCGGGGCAAGAUGAUGUCUGGACACGUGGAGUACCAGAUCCUGGUGGUGACCCGCCUGGCUGCGUUCAAGUCGGCCAAGCACAGGCCCGAGGAUGUCGUCCAGUUCUUGGUCUCCAAAAAGUACAGCGAGAUUGAGGAGUUUUACCAGAAACUGAGCAGUCGUUAUGCAGCAGCCAGCCUCCCCCCGCUCCCCAGGAAGGUCCUGUUUGUUGGGGAGUCUGACAUCCGGGAGAGGAGAGCCGUGUUCAAUGAGAUCCUGCGCUGUGUCUCCAAGGAUGCCGAGUUGGCAGGCAGCCCAGAGCUGCUAGAGUUCUUAGGUACCAGAUCCCCAGGGGCUGCAGGGCUCACCAGCAGAGAUUCCUGUGUCCUGGAUGGCACAGACGGCCAGACAGGGAAUGAUGAAGAGGCUUUCGACUUCUUUGAGCAGCAAGACCAAGUGGCGGAAGAGGGUCCUCCUAUCCAGGACCUGAAGGGCGAGGAUGCUGAGGAAUCCUUGGAGGAGGAGGAGGCGCUGGACCCUCUGGGCAUUAUGCGCUCCAAGAAGCCCAAGAAGCAUCCCAAAGUGGCCAUGAAAGCCAAGCCCUCGCCCCGGCUCACCAUCUUUGAUGAGGAGGUGGACCCUGACCAGGGGCUCUUUGGCCCGGGCAGGAAGCAGUUCCCGCAGGGCCCCUCAGAGGAUGUGUCAUCCAUGGACCCCCUGAUGCUGUUUGACGAUCCUGACCUCGGCGGGGCCGUGCCCCUGGGUGACUCCCUCCUGCUGCCGGCCGCCUGUGAGAGUGGAGGGCCCACGCCCCGCCUCGGCCACAGGGACGCCUCCAAGGAACUGUUCAGAGUUGAAGAGGACUUGGACCAGAUUCUGAACCUGGGGGCUGAGCCUAAACCCAAGCCCCAGCCUAAGCCCAAGCCACCAGUGGCAGCUAAGCCGGCGAUACCCAGAAAACCAGCUGUUCCCCGCAAAGCGGGCCUGGCUGAAGCUGUGGCUGAGCAGCAGAAGCCGCAGGAGCAGAUCCAAGCCAUGGACGAGAUGGACAUCUUGCAGUACAUCCGGGACCACGAUACACCGGCCCAGGCGGCCCCCAGCCUCUUCUGACGCUUCCAUGCUGGCCCCUGGCCCAGCAGGCCUGUCUGUGGGGACAUCUGUGUGAAGGGAGGGGACUGUGCCCUGCAGGGUCAGAACCUCCCCACCCCCGAGGGAGGCCAAGUAGAAACCUGGGUCACAGCACCCAGAACUGCAUGGUUCCAUUUUCUCCUGGGCUAUGGGGCCAAAGUAGAACCCUGCAGGCUGCGGGAGUGGCUCUCACCCUAGGAACCUCCCUCCCCAUGGACAUGGAGGGGAGGGAGGGUGUGCCUUGCCAACCAGGAGCCCAGCCCCAAGGAUGAAGCAAGACAUGUGGGGCCCCAGCGAGGUGUUGCAUGGGGCAGGGGAGCUUCAUGCCCUUGGGUUCUGCCAGUCCCAGCACAGACACAAACUGGGACUGGGCCUCUAGCCCUCCUCUGCCUCUGUUCGCAUAGUAAGAAGGAGUGAUCAGCAUCCUCCCCUUCCCCUACCCUAAGCAGCAGACUGGGUGACUGACUGGCCUGGGCCUGGGGUUGGGGGGGGUCCCCAAGCCAAAUUACUCCAGGGUUUCUGCUCCUCGUGGCUGCCAGGGGCCUGCAGGGUCUGGGUGGGUCUCCCAGGAGAGGGAUGCUGAGGGAUGCUGAGGGGGAGAUCAGCUGUCUGGAGUGUUCUGAUGCAAGUCUCUCCUGAGCCUCCUCUUGAUACGAGCUCUAAAGGGAGAAGUCAGGCCCAGCCCUGCCUCUCCAGGGUACAAACGGCCCUGCCAGGCUCCAGUUCUUCCUCCCUUCUCCUUUCCCAGGAAAGGGCAGCCCAGUCCAUGGCCUUCUUGGGCCUCUGGGCACAGAGCCAACAUUCGUCAUUACAGCUCUCACAAACUGGGUCAUAGCAUUCCCCACAGCUCAGCCUGGAGCCUGGGCAGGGCUCCCACCCUGCAGUGCCUCCCACUGCCAGUGGGGCGUGAUGCUCUCAGGCUUCUGUCCCAAGGCCUUCACCAUCCUCAGGGUCUGGACUUGGUCAGUGGCCUUUCACCAGUGGAGCUGCCUUCCCAGGGAGAAGAAGCCAUGCGUCAGGGCAGGGCCCGUGCCUUAGACUUCUCCUGACCCCCAGAGCCCUGGCACACAGGUCUGGGCACCACAGAGUGCUUUGGAAAUUCUCAGUGAAUGAUGUUUAAUAAAGCAAAAAAUGUCAAGCUGU